This is a messenger RNA of Chrysochloris asiatica (Cape golden mole), 3198 nucleotides long. RefSeq names its product ataxin 2 (gene ATXN2). Gene Ontology annotation, cellular component: cytoplasmic stress granule. The coding region runs from base 120 to 3140 and encodes 1006 amino acids. The record is from RefSeq and is a predicted model, not a curated record. Gene Ontology annotation, molecular function: RNA binding. NCBI's taxonomy places the organism in Eukaryota, Metazoa, Chordata, Mammalia, Afrosoricida, Chrysochloridae. Gene Ontology annotation, biological process: cytoplasmic stress granule assembly. The transcript is spliced from 22 exons.
AACGCGGCCCAGCUCGGCACCCGCUCCUCACGUGUCCCUCCCGGCCCCGAGCCGCCUCACGGCAUGUUCCCGCCCAACGCUUCCGACUUCCGAUUUCAUUUGAUGGAAUCUAUGCAAAUAUGAGGAUGGUUCAUAUACUUACGUCAGUUGUUUGUGAUUUGGUACUUGAUGCUGCACAUGAGAAAAGUACAGAAUCCAGCUCAGGGCCAAAACGUGAAGAAAUAAUGGAGAGCAUUUUGUUCAAGUGUUCCGACUUUGUUGUGGUGCAGUUUAAAGAUAUGGACUCCAGUUACGCAAAAAGAGAUGCUUUUACUGACUCUGCUAUCAGUGCUAAAGUAAAUGGUGAGCACAGAGAGAAAGACCUGGAACCCUGGGAUGCAGGUGAACUCACUACUGCUGAGGAACUGGAGGCUUUGGAGAACGAUGUCUCAAAUGGAUGGGAUCCCAAUGAUAUGUUUCGAUAUAAUGAAGAAAAUUAUGGUGUAGUGUCUACAUAUGAUAGCAGUUUAUCUUCAUAUACGGUGCCCUUAGAAAGGGAUAACUCAGAAGAAUUUUUAAAACGGGAAGCAAGGGCAAACCAGUUAGCAGAAGAAAUUGAAUCAAGUGCCCAGUACAAAGCCCGGGUGGCCCUGGAAAAUGAUGAUAGGAGUGAGGAAGAAAAAUACACAGCAGUUCAGAGAAAUUCCAGUGACCGUGAGGGGCACAACGUAAAUACUAGGGAAAAUAAAUAUAUUCCUCCUGGACAAAGAAAUCGAGAUGUCAUCUCCUGGGGAAGUGGGAGACAGAAUUCACCGCGUACUGGCCAGCCAGGAUCGGGCUCUGUGCCAUCAAGAUCCACCUCUCACACUUCAGAUUUCAACCCGAAUUCUGGUUCAGACCAAAGAGUAGUUAAUGGAGGUGUCCCCUGGCCAUCGCCUUGCCCAUCUCCUUCCUCUCGCCCACCUUCUCGCUACCAGUCAGGUCCCACCUCUCUGCCACCUCGGGCCGCCACCCCUACACGGCCACCCUCCAGGCCCCCCUCGCGGCCAUCCAGACCCCCGUCUCACCCCUCUGCUCAUGGUUCUCCAGCUCCUGUCUCUACUGUGCCUAAACGCAUGUCUUCAGAAGGGCCUCCAAGGAUGUCCCCAAAGGCUCAGCGACACCCUCGAAACCACAGAGUUUCUGCUGGAAGGGGUUCCAUUUCCAGUGGCCUAGAGUUUGUACCCCACAACCCACCCAGUGAAGCAGCUACUCCUCCGGUGGCAAGGACCAGUCCCGCGGGGGGAACAUGGUCGGCUGUAGUCAGUGGGGUUCCAAGGUUAUCCCCUAAAACUCACAGACCCAGGUCUCCCAGACAGAACAGUAUUGGAAAUACUCCCGGUGGGCCAGUUCUUGCUUCUCCCCAAGCUGGUAUUAUUCCGACAGAAGCUGUUGCAAUGCCUGUUCCAGCUGCUUCUCCUACAGCUGCUAGCCCUGCAUCCAACCGAGCUGUCACCCCAUCUAUUGAGGCUAAAGAUUCCAGGCUUCAAGAUCAGAGGCAGAACUCUCCUGCAGGGAAUAAGGAAAUUAUCAAGGCUAAUGAGGCAUCCCCUAGUUUUUCAAAAGCUGAAAAUAAAGGUAUAUCACCAAUUGUUUCUGAACAUAGAAAACAGAUUGAUGAUUUAAAGAAAUUUAAAAAUGAUUUUAGGUUACAGCCAAGUUCUACUUCUGAUUCUAUGGAUCAGCUACUAAACAAAAGUAGAGAGGGCGAGAAAUCAAGAGAUUCAGUCAAAGACAAAAGUGAAUCAAUCCCGAAGGAUUCUUUCAUUGAGAACAGCAGCGGCAAUUGCACCAGUGGCAGCAGCAAGCCCAGCAGCCCCAGCCUUUCCCCGUCAAUCCUCAGUAACUCGGAAUACAAGAGAGGACCAGAGGUCACAUCCCAGGGGGUUCAGACUUCCAGUCCAGGGUGUAAACCAGAGAAAGACGAUAAGGAGGAGAAGAAAGACGCAGCUGAGCAAGUUAGGAAAUCCACUUUGAAUCCCAAUGCAAAGGAGUUCAACCCUCGUUCCUUUUCUCAGCCAAAGCCUUCUACCACCCCAACUUCGCCUCGGCCUCAAGCACAACCGAGCCCAUCUAUGGUGGGUCAUCAGCAGCCAACUCCAGUUUAUACACAGCCUGUUUGUUUUGCACCAAAUAUGAUGUAUCCAGUACCUGUAAGCCCAGGCGUGCAACCUUUAUACCCAAUACCCAUGACGCCCAUGCCAGUGAAUCAAGCCAAGACAUAUAGAGCAGUACCAAAUAUGCCCCAACAACGUCAAGAGCAACAUCAUCAGAACACCAUGAUGCACCCUGCCUCAGCAGCAGGCCCACCCAUUGUAGCCACCCCUCCAGCUUAUUCCACCCAGUACGUUGCCUACAGUCCUCAGCAGUUUCCAAAUCAACCUCUGGUUCAGCACGUGCCACAUUAUCAGUCUCAGCAUCCUCAUGUCUAUAGCCCUGUCAUACAGGGUAAUGCUAGAAUGAUGGCACCUCCAGCACAUGCCCAGCCUGCUUUAGUGUCUUCUUCAGCAACUCAGUAUGGGGCUCAUGAGCAGACACAUGCGAUGUAUGUUUCCACUGGCUCCCUGGCUCAGCAGUAUGCGCAUCCCAGUGCCACCCUGCACCCACAUCCUCCACAUCCUCAGCCUUCAGCUACCCCCACCGGACAACAGCAAAGCCAGCAUGGUGGAAGUCAUCCUGCCCCUAGUCCUGUUCAGCACCAUCAGCACCAAGCAGCCCAGGCUCUCCAUCUGGCCAGUCCACAGCAGCAGUCGGCCAUCUACCACGCGGGGCUCGCACCAACCCCACCUUCCAUGACCCCUGCCUCCAACACGCAGUCGCCACAAAAUAGCUUCCCAACAGCACAACAAACCGUCUUUACGAUCCAUCCUUCUCAUGUUCAGCCGGCGUACACCAACCCGCCCCACAUGGCCCACGUACCUCAGGCUCAUGUACAGUCAGGAAUGGUUCCUUCUCAUCCAACUGCCCAUGCGCCAAUGAUGCUAAUGACGACACAGCCACCCGGCGGUCCCCAGGCCGCCCUCGCUCAAAGUGCACUACAACCCAUUCCAGUCUCGACAACUGCGCCUUUCCCCUAUAUGACGCACCCUUCAGUACAAGCCCACCACCAACAGCAGUUGUAAGGCUGCCCUGGAUGAACAGAAAGGCCAAAUCCCCUCUACCCUUCUACUGCUUCUACCA